CUCCGCCCCGGCGGCUCCUCCAGCUGACUGCCCGUGUCGGAUGUUUGGGAUUGUUGUGGUUCGGAGGGCCGCCGCCAUCUUGGAUUCAGCCGCGCUCCACACCGAGCAGCGCGAGAGGACGGACGACGUUAACGGCGCAGCCAGUUAGCUCCUCGUUAGCUAGCGUUAGCCUGCUCGGCGAGAGAUUAACCCUGCUGCCCGUGUUGUUGCUGCGCGGCGGGACUAUGCUCUACAGACGCUGUUCGUCUUCGUCAUGUGUCACCAGGAGUGCACAAAAUAGGUUUAAACUGUGUUAACAGUGGAACGCUUUUAACUCCGGAGAGGGCGGCGGCGGCGACGCGCAUCCUCGUUAUAUCGUUAAAAAAACAUUUCUGGAUAAAGGAGUUACUAUGAAUGGAGGAUAAAUGUUGUCAACGGCUGACAGCAGCAGUUUCGUCCUCUUCUCUCUCCUCUUCGUCCUCGCGUCAACGGACCCACCACGGACAGGUCCGCGGCUAUCUCUGGCAAGAUUAUUGUCAGAGCAGCGCUGCAGCCCCGGGCAGUUUGCCUGCCGCAGUGGGAAGAUGCAGUGUAUCCCCAUGUCCUGGAAGUGUGACGGCUGGACAGCAUGUGAUGACAAGAGCGACGAGAUGGACUGCCCCCCUAACAAGGAGGAGGGGUUUCUUUUUGGUAACGGGCACGACCAGGUGGAGGACGUCAUCGGUGUGGCUCAGCCUGUGCGCUUCAACAAGAAAUGCCCCAGCGGGUGGCACCACUACGAGAAGACGGCCAGCUGCUACAAAGUGUACCUGAUGAACGAGAACUACUGGCAGGCCAACGACACGUGUCAGAAGGUCAACGGCUCGUUGGCCACGUUUGUGACCAACGAGGAGCUGCAGUUCAUUCUGAAGAUCGAGGUGGAUUUUGACGACAAAGUCUGUGAGCGCAGAGACCAGUGCAAGUUUUGGGUGGGCUACCAGUAUGUGAUCACCAAUCAGAACCACUCUCUGGAGGGCCGCUGGGAGGUCGCCUACAAAGGGUCCAUGGAGGUGUUCCUGCCCCCCGAGAAUCUGGCCAACUUAGGAAACACGUCUCCCACCGAGGACAAUGUUUUCUGUGCCCAGCUGCAGCGCUUUCACAUCAAAAGCAUGAACGAACGAGGCCUGCACAGCUGGCACGCUGAGAACUGCUACAAGAAGUUCCCAUUCCUCUGCAAGAGGAGUACGUGCCCAUGUAGUCUUUUCCAUCCCAAAUGGCAAACGUGUGUGGACAUCAAGGACAACGUCGUCAACGAGGGCUACUACUUCACCCCCAAGGGGGACGACCCGUGUCUGAGCUGCACGUGUCACAAGGGCGAGCCCGAGAUGUGCGUGGCGGCGCUGUGCGAGCGUCCGCAGGGCUGCCAGCACUUCCGCAAAGACCCCAAAGAGUGCUGCAAGUUCACCUGCCUGGACCCAGAUGGAAACAGUCUGUUUGACUCGAUGGCCAGCGGGAUGAGGCUGAUUGUCAGCUGUAUCUCCUCCUUCCUCAUCCUCUCUCUGCUGCUCUUCAUGGUGCACAGACUGCGCCAGCGGAGACGCGAACGCAUCGAAACUCUGAUUGGAGGAAACUUGCACCACUUUAACCUCGGCAGACGAGUCCCGGGCUUCGACUACGGCCCCGACGCCUUCGGCACCGGCCUCACUCCCUUGCAUCUGUCCGAUGAUGGCGAGGGGGGAGCCUUCCAUUUCCAAGAGCCCCCUCCGCCGUACGCCGCCUACAAGUACCCCGACAUCCAGCACCCCGACGACCCCCCUCCGCCGUACGAAGCCUCCAUCAACCCGGACAGCCUCCUCUACGUGGACCUCGGACACGGGGUUUCCCUGGUGCCCAGCCAGGUGAACGCCAUGGUGGACGGGCUCCAGGCGGCCGUUCCCAACGCCUGCAGCGUCCCUGCGGCCGUCCCGGCUCCGCCUUCUCAGGAGCGGGAGGACUCCAUAGACAGCAGCACGCUGCUGGUGGGGCCGGACACGCCGACAGACGGCCACGCCCCCGUGAGCGCAGACUGCGCCUCCUCCCUCAGCACCGUUGUAUAGGGCCGCUGGUCGAGGGCCGCUGGUCGAGGGUCACCAGCGCGUCCCGCCCGGUAGAGGACGCAGCAGACCGCCAACUGCAGGGAGGAGGGUUCCGGUCCGGAUGGACACAAACAGAAGCUCGCUUCUUUCCACGUGCGAGGAUGCCCCUUCUCUUUCCUUCUCUCUCUCUCUCUCUCUCUCUCUCUGCAGUUGGCCUUUUGAGUGUGUUUUUUCUUUUUUUCUUUUUUUUUUAAGCCUCACAUCUGAGGGAUCAGAGGACUGUUUCUACACAGAGAGGCAGGGAAAAACAAACAUUGCGGCUGAGAAAGCAGCCCUUUUACUUUCAGCAUCGGGUGAGUGAUGCUUUUGAAACAUCUGAGGUCGGCCGAUUCCGACGAGCGGUCCUAAUGUAAAAUAAACCCUCUGGGCCUCCGCCGGUCACAUUGGUUUUACUUGUGUUUCACGGUCCAGCACAAGAAUGACCGACGGACAGUGAACUCAGCUGAUAUGUGUUUUUUGUUUUCCUUUUUUGGUUUGCAUCGUGAGGUCCAAGCAGAGGUUUCCAAGCGGCCUCCAAGCUUCAGCAAUGUUCUCGUCAGACCUGUCCGUCAAGGCGUGUCGAUUUCUACCUGCCCCGUAGAAUCCGCUGUCCCCUCCCUUUCUUAUCAGUCUGAUACAUGAAGCCGUCUUCCAGGUUUAUAGCGCGUAUUUGCAGAAAAGGUUUUGUAAUUAAGAGCAACAGUACGGUUAGUUUCCCGCUAAAGCGGUUUUUAAUUAGGUGAUGCUGACUGAGGCAUUCUGUAUGAAGCAAUGUUGUGUUACUGCUAAAUAUCUCAGUCAGUUUUUGUGUUUCUUUAUGACUGCGAGCUGUAAUCUUGAUUUUUUUUUUUUUUUUUUUUUUUUUUUUUUUUUUUUUUUUUUUUUUUUUUUAAUGUGAGAUAGACCCGAUCUGAACUCCCCAGGGAUCAGCAAGCUGCCGCGAUGAAGACGAUCAGGGAGGAUAUCCAGUCAUUUAUUUGAGAUGGCUGUUCCAAUCAUGAAAUCUCAGCAGCACGGUUGUGUAUCGACUAACUGAACCAUGUUCAGGGAUUCAAACUUAUCCCUUGAUUUAAUCGGGUAGCUUUUUUUUCUUUUCUUUAAUUUUUCUAAUGGAAUUUGUUAAAUGUCAAAUUUGGAUGCUGCCCCUCCAUUUCGGAUGUGUUUUUGUUUGUGUGGUUGUGAUGCAGCACAUUAGUUUUCUCCCUAUUUGAUUGAGGAUCACUGAGUGCAGCUGUGAGUCCUUUUCUGUUUGGUGUCGAUGGGUCUGUUGACGUCCUUGUUUCUUCGGUGGGAUUGCAGUAAAAAAAAGUAUUGUAAUUAAAAAAAAAAAUGUAUAUUUGGAAUUUGUUUGACCCGUUUUAUGACGACAAUCUUUUGAUUUACUCCAGAGUGAAUUUUGUAGCCUGAAGACUUCAGAUUGGACUCGACCCGCAAACACCAGCAUUCAAAAACCAGCUGUGUCACAGUAUCUCAUCUUUGAGUUGACUAGGACGGAUUGCCCCCCAUUUCUUUCGCGUGUGUGUGUGUGUGUGUGUGUGUGUGUGUGUGUGUGUGUGUGUGUGUGUGUGUGUGUGUGUGUGUGUGUGUGUGUGUGUGUGUGUGUGUGUGUGUGUGUGUGUGUGUGUGUGUGUGUGUGUGUGUGUGUGUGUGUGUGUGUGUGUGAGAGAGAGAGAGAAAAAGUGUUCCGGGUUUAGAUUUUUUUUUCAUCUAAAUUGCGUUGGAUUUAUUUUUCAACCUGAUUUCUGCGGUACAUGUAUUUAUUUUUUGGCAUGCGGAGAGGUUUUUCUUUUGAUGGAAACAUGUUUUUGCUCAGCAGUCUGUCCUGUACAGUAGACUCCUCCAUAUACAGUAGUUUUAACAUCUCUGUAUGCAACAAAAAAAGCCUGAGCGAGACCCGAGGAGCUGAAUUCAUGCUGUAGUUUCUGUUCUAGCCUUUGGUGUGAAGCAACUAAUAUUAUUGGAUUUUAUGUUUUGUGUAUAAUAUGGACAAAUGCUACAGUCUUUUAUUUGCAGGGAGGGCUUGUGUUUUUCCCGAGGUAGAUGUACAUCUAAUCAAAUGCCAAAUAAAUUGCACCAUGGA
Molecule: messenger RNA, 4152 nt
Organism: Pungitius pungitius (ninespine stickleback)
Lineage: Eukaryota; Metazoa; Chordata; Actinopteri; Perciformes; Gasterosteidae
Gene: dgcr2
Product: DiGeorge syndrome critical region gene 2
Exons: 11
Coding region: 405-2054 (549 amino acids)
Cellular component (GO): membrane
Molecular function (GO): protein binding
Source: RefSeq, a predicted model, not a curated record